CGACACAGAAAUCCGUGGAGAUUCACGACUGGAUUUCUUACUAACCAAAGGAGAAAAAAAACUCAUGGUUAAUAAAUGUUGUUCCUGUUUCUCUUGCAGAUCGAGUGGCAUAUGAUUUCCUGGAAAUUACACAGUGUGGGCGGAGUCGCCAGCUGAUAUUUAGUUGCAUGGAAGUCGUGUAGGCGGAAGAGGAUUCCAUAACACUGCACAUACAACAGUCGAGAUUAAAAAGAUUUAAAAUGACCGACCUCCACAAAGAAAACUUAAAAUUAUGGCGACGUUACAUCACUAGUAUCCUUCGCCCUACAUACAUUCACGGAUUCCUCACGACUUUUUUUUCUCCAGUUGAUACUGAGCAGAUUUUGUCGUUGGAAGAAAAAUCAGUCAUAAAAUCUGCAGAACUCUUUCUUGAGUGUCUGCUUAAAUUGGAAGAACAAGGAUGGUAUCGAGCAUUUUUAGAUGAACUACAAGAAGCAGGUUACACUGGAUUACAGCAAGCCAUUGAAAAUGCUGACUUCACUGAAAUUGCAAAACUGGAGGAGCCUAAAAAACUACUGGACCGCAUCUUGCCAUCGAUUGUUUCUAAUAUAAAACCAUGUGAAGUUAUUCGUUUUAUGCCAACGUGUCUCCGACCCAGAGAAUGUGAAGAAAUUGAACAGAUUUCAGAACGCAAAGGUUCCACAGCUGGAGCACAGAAACUGCUUGAUUGUUUGCAAAGGUCUGACAAACAAAACUUUUUCAAGGAAUUUCACCUGGCUUUGGAGAGGUGCAACUGUAAUGCAGUAACCUUGCUCUUGUCUCCUGAUUCAGUUGAGAUGAAAACAAUUGAGGAAAACAGUAGCAAUUCUAUGAGCAAUGAUGUGGAAAUGCAUUAUUCAGAAGAGGCAGAAAGCAUGAACACUUGCAGUGCAGCAGUCAGCAAUGCAGAAAAGUUUCAACAAAACUCAGCAGCCCUGGAGAAUUUACGAUUGAGAGACUAUCAAUUCGAGCUGGCAGAACACGUAGUUGAUGGCGACAACACAAUCAUUUGCGCUCCUACAGGAUGUGGAAAAACCAUCGUCGCCCUCUACAUCAGUGAGGAUCACCUCAACAAAGCUCCCAAGGGUGUGAAAAGGAAAGUUGUCUUCAUGGCUACCACAGUUCCUGUCUACGAACAACAAUACGACUUGUUCCAGAAACACUUCCAGAAAACUCGCUACGAGGUGUGUGGACUGUGUGGUGAUAAAGUGGACAGUUCUCCAGUGCAAAUGUUGGUUGAGAGAAACGAUAUCAUUGUCUUGACACCACAGAUUCUGCUGAAUUGUCUCAAAGAUAAACGAAUUCCAUCCUUGUCCCUAAUUACACUGUUGAUUUUUGAUGAAUGCCACAACACAACAAAAAACCACCCAUACAAUGUUUUAAUGAAGACGUACAUCGAUCUCAAGUUGGGCACAAAGACGAGCAGUUUACCCCAGAUUGUUGGAUUGACAGCAUCACUUGGAGUCGGUGAUGCUAGCACACUCAACGAUGCAGUGAAUUAUAUUCUCCAAAUUUGUGCCAAUCUUGAUGCCGAAUCCAUAUCAACAGUACAAAAGAAUGUGGCAGAACUGAAUAAAUAUGUCUUUGUUCCAAAAAAACAUACUCGCCACACUGCCAGGCGUAAAAGGGAUCGAUUUGCAGACAUUAUCUCUGAGAUGAUGGCUCAAAUUGAAGCAAUGGCCAGGAACAUUUACAACAUUGGUAACCUUUCAAACAUCCAGAAUCGAAACUAUGGGACACAGAAGUUCGAGCAAUGGAUUAUUGAAGUGCAGAAAAAGUGCAAAGUCCUCCAAAUGGAUGACAUAGAAGAGGAAAGACGGAUCUGUCGGGCACUUUUCACUUACACCGAGCACUUACGGAAAUACAAUGAUGCUUUGAUUAUCAAUGAUGAUGCCCGAACCAAAGAUGCUGUUGACUAUCUGGAAGAAUUUUUUAAUAAUGUGAAGGAGGGUGGAUAUGAUGAGACUGAACAAAAGCUCACUGCAUUAUUUGAAGAUAAGAAACAGCAACUGUUAGAAAUUGAUGCUGAUCCAAGCAAUGAGAAUCCCAAGCUGACUGAAGUGAAGAGCAUUCUGAAAGAAGAAUAUAAAAACAAUCCAGAAACCAAAACUAUCCUGUUUGUCAGAACCAGAGCACUUGCAGAUGCUUUGAGGAAGUGGCUAUUAGAGUGUGAGGCAUUGGCAUUCUUACAACCUGAAAUCUUGUUGGGAAGAUCCAAAAAUACAGGAAUGACUCUGCCCUUGCAAAAAGAAGUACUGACUUCAUUUAAAGGCAACAAUGGAACCAAAAUCCUUGUAGCAACAUCUGUUGCUGAUGAGGGAAUUGACAUAGCUCAGUGUAACCUCGUACUAUUGUACGAGUAUGUGGGUAAUGUUAUAAAGAUGAUUCAAACAAGAGGUCGUGGAAGAGCACAAAAUAGCAAGUGCAUUCUUAUUACCAGCAAAAGAGAGCAGGUUGAGAAAGACAUGCAUCAUUUUUUACAAGAGGAGAUGAUGUACAAAGCUAUUUGUGAAGUGCAGCAGUUGGGACAGGCAGCCUUAGUCGAAAAGAUUAAUACCAUUCAAUUAAAUGAAAAGAGGAGGAGAGAAGUAGUUGAUAGUGUUCCAAAUAGAGAGAGACCAGAUGUCAGUUGCCAGUUACUUUGUGGAAGAUGCAAACUGUAUGCAUGCAACUCUGAUGACAUAAGAGUCAUAGAGGAAUGUCAUCACACAGUUAUCGACAAUUCUUUCCAGCAACGCUAUUCAACUCAACCUCACAAGAAGCCAAAAGCCUUCAACAAUUUUCAGAAAAGGCAAAAAUUGCACUGUAGAAACUGCAAGCAUGAUUGGGGAAUCACCGCAAACUACAAGGAAUUCAUUGACCUCCCAAUAAUUAAAAUUGAGAGUUUUAUUCUUCAGGAUGUUACAACAUCUAAACAAAUCCCUGUGAGUAAAUGGAAGAACAUCCCAUUUUCAGUUAAGCUUUUUGAUCCAGCAGAAAUGACCAAUAAAUAAUUGGUUGAGGAUAGUAGCGAGAGAGAGAGAGAGAAUCUCGUAUGAAAAUUCCUUUGGUCAAAGACAUUCCACAGUAAAACAAAAUGCUGAAACUACAUAGUAGCUUCAAGCAACAGAAUUUUUAAAAAAUCACAUAAGUUGUAAGACAUCCCCAAAACUGUUCUGCUAAAUUAAUUGAAUUCUUUCAGCAUUGACAAUUUGCUGUUCUAUAUUUAACUACUUUGUUUUAGAACCAAUUUGUACAUUCAUUAUACAAACACUUCUUGCCCAUGUAUUUCUUUCAGAAUCACCAUAAGCAUUAAUUCCCUUCUCUAGAGCUACACAUCAAUAAACAGAAAACCUACACUUCUAAACAUGAAGGUGUAACAUUUGGAAUGCUAUUCAGUAAUUUUGUCAAAAUCUAUUUGCAUGUGACUUACCAUUGACCAGCACAGAAAAUGUUUCCACUCGUCAAUGCCUCUAAUGAUAGAUAUUUAAUCAAAGGAUAAUUAUUUAAAAAUCCAGUACAAAUUUUCCACAGUUAUCAGAAUGUUGCCACACAGUGAAUUUGAGGCAAAUAACAAGAGCAACAAGAUGAAACUAAACAUAAUAAGGAGACAGGGAUAAAGGAAUAUGCUGAUAGUUUAAGAUGAAGGUGGUUAGGAAGAAGCUCAUGGGGCACAUCAAUAUCGUCACUGACCAUGGGGGUCUGUAUCUAUAUAUUUUAUGUAAAGUUGUUCAGUGCUUCGAAUUUAAGCAAAUGGUGUUUGUUAUCUAUAAUAAAAAUUGCAAUUGAUUUUAAAGUGUGGAGCUGGAUGAACACAGCAGGCCAAGCAGCAUCUCUGAUGAAAGGUCUAGGCCCGAAACGUCAGCUUUUGUGCUCCUGAGAUGCUGCUUGCUGUGUUCAUCCAGCUCCACGCUUUAUCUUGGAUUCUCCAGCAUCUGCAGUUCCCAUUAUCACACUGAUGUAAUUUUUAUUAUAUGCAUUAACGUAACUUUCAUUUAAUAAUUAAAACAAACUGGAUUAAUCAUCAAUACUGCACUUUACCUUUGUGAGAUUAGUAAUUAAAAGAAUUGGUGUCACACAAAUUUGUGCCAUCACCAGACAUGCAAAAUAACAAAUAAAAAUUGAAGGAAUACCAGCAGUGGCAAAUCAUGCACAGCAAAAUCUCUGCACUCCCUAAUGUGGCAUCUGAUUUUUGUUACUCCAUAACUGGCAGAUAUGCUCCAAACCCAAGUUCCUUCCUGAAAAUCUAGCUCUCCACCUAAGCUUUUAGUUACCUGUUGCAAUAUCUCCUCUUACAGUUUGGUGUCAACUUUUAUCAAAUGGCAUUUCUGUAAAACAUCUGGGAAUGUUUUGCAACAUCCUACAUAUAAAAAUCACCCUAUAAAUGCAGGUUGUCAUUUGUUUACUUGUCAGCCUUCCAAACAAUAACGAGGCUGGGUUUAAAUCAAUACCACUUAUGCUUAUUUUAAGCUGUUCUCAGCACCUAAUUGAUUGAUUUAUUGUCACGUGUACAGAGGUACAGUUCGUUUACAAACGGUACAGGCAGACCACAAAAAGCAAGGAUGCACAGAUCAAAAAGACUUACAUGGAGGCAUACAGGUUACAUUGCACAGGGCAUGCGCCAGGCAAGGUCAACAUUAGCAAGAUCAGCAUUAUUUGAGGGCAGAGAAUCCAUUCAUCAGUCUAAUAACAGCUGGAAAGAAGCUGUUCCUGAACCUGCUGGUGCGUGUUCAGGCUACUGUAUCUUCUGCUUGAUGGAAGAGGUUGUAGGAGAUUUCUGAGGUGCGAUGGGUCUUUGAUGAUGUUGGCUGCCUUUCUGCAGCAGGGAUCUGUGUAAAUGAGGACCAUGGAUGGAAGGUUGGCUUCCGAAAUGGCCUGGGCUGUGCACACUACCUUCUGUAGUUUCUUAUGGUCCUGGGCAGAGCAGUACACUUUCAAUUGUGCAUCUGUAAAAGUUGGUGAGGAGGCUUAUGGACAUGCCAAAUUUACUGAGCUGUCUGAGGAAGAGGCAGCAUUAUUGUGCCUUCUUGACCAUUGCAUCUACGUGGGAAUUCCAGGACAAGUUGUCAGUUAUCGUCACUCCAAGGAACUUGAUGUUUUUGAUGAAGAUGGGGGCAUGCUCUCCUCCUUUCUUUCUGAAGGCAACAAUUAGAUUUUUAAUUUUGCCAAUGUUGAGAGAGAGAUUGCUCUCAUUGCACCACGUCACCAAGCUCUCUGUCUCCCUUCUGUAUUUUGACUCAUUAUUCGAUAAUCAUACUACUACAGUGGUGUCGUCAGCAAACUUAUAGAUGGCAUUCGUUCAGAAUUUGGCAACCCAGUCGUGGGCUGAGGACACAUCCUCAGGAUGUACCCUGGCAAACAAUUAGCUUACAAGGCUUCCUCAGUGAGCACUAAGAGUCAACCAAAUAAUACAAACUUGAAGUCCAUAUUCAGAUCUUCAACCCAAAUGUUUAAAAAGUACACGGAAAACUGACCACUUUAACCUCCAACCUUCUCCUCUACUAAAGUUGGUAAUUUAAAGUUUCAGUCAACAAGUUAAGAUAGACAAGAAAUUGGAAACAUAAUCAAAACAGUUGCUUUGGCGAAAGCAACGUGACACUGUAUAAAUUGUACAGACUGCAGACAAG
Molecule: messenger RNA, 5624 nt
Organism: Stegostoma tigrinum
Lineage: Eukaryota; Metazoa; Chordata; Chondrichthyes; Orectolobiformes; Stegostomatidae
Gene: rigi
Product: RNA sensor RIG-I
Exons: 18
Coding region: 240-3011 (923 amino acids)
Cellular component (GO): cytoplasm
Molecular function (GO): zinc ion binding; double-stranded RNA binding; single-stranded RNA binding
Source: RefSeq, a predicted model, not a curated record